Penicillium canariense is the source of this 2472-nucleotide messenger RNA. RefSeq lists its product as uncharacterized. The transcript has 2 exons. Bases 1 to 2472 code for a protein of 823 amino acids. Lineage: Eukaryota; Fungi; Ascomycota; Eurotiomycetes; Eurotiales; Aspergillaceae. The record is from RefSeq and is a predicted model, not a curated record.
AUGCCCUCCCUCACCCUGACCGACCCGGACAUGAUCCUGCCGUAUGACGGCAGCGAGCGCGAAUCCCAAACCCCAUCCCCGCCCUCCCAGCUGGUUUACCUGACCAACCUGAAUGCGCGCUACAACGCCGCCGACCCUCAUGCCGGCCCCGGCCGGCCCAAGAAAAAUUUUUCGCGGCACAACCGGACGCACGAGGACGGGAAUGUCAAUCGCCGCUUGUCGGAUAUCGGGGAGGAGCUGUCGCCUGCGCGAUCAGAGCGGUUCCAAGAUGCUGAACCGCACCAGCAGAGGCGAGCAAUCUCGCCGCGAACGGAUCAUUUGACUGUGUCCGGACAUCAGGGGACGGCAAAUGCGGCGUGGAGUAGUAGCUCUAGCUCGACGGCGAGUGUGGGAGGUGGGCGCGCCUCACGAGAGGCAUCCUCGCCGCAGACUGCGCCGGACGUGUCGCCGAAUCCGAGUGCCGCGGAAGGUGGAAACAAGACCCGUGAUAGCGGGGACGGGGUCAGGGCUGCAACUGCAUUGCCAGAUAGCAGCGUCGUGGCAUCUGUGGCCAAGGGCAAGGGCCCUGGAGAAGAAAUCUCGUCCGUGAUAUUGAGCAGUGAAGCAGAGCGGAUUCUUGAGAAUGCAAAGAAGCGUCUGACGUUAAUGGAAGGCAAUUUGAACCGCGCUCGCUCGUCGGUGCGUCUCACGCCCUCGCCCUCGCCGUCGGCGUCGGGGGCCACGUCGCCCAUGGGGCUGCACCCCGGUGGGCUGUACCGGUCCAUUUCCAAAGCAGAUCGCAAGGGAUCUACGCUGCGGCGCCAGUCGCUCCUUCCGCAGGAGGCAUCGACCAAACGGCAUUCGCGCGUACAUAGCGAUACCAACUUCCCUCCAGAGUCAAGCUUGUCAACUGAUACGAAGCGACCGUCCCGUUCGGUCUCGGCGAUGGGAUCGAGUAGCAUGUCGAGUUUCCACAACGACGAGCGUUCCUUUCAAUAUGACCCUACACGAUCCUAUCUUACACAUCGGGCGUCUAUCUCAUCUAUGCGGCCUCCGCAUUUAGACCAGGCACAAUCGCCUCAGCCAGCACAAUCACCGGGCCUUCUGGACUCCCCGGUCAUCCAGUCCCCUGUUCUCCGGGAUGACAGCUCCACAUCCUCUCCCAGGGGUCUGGGCUUUUCUGAGGAGGACGAGUCCAGAUCUAACUCCAACGGAGGUGACUUCAGCCCGGUUUACAGCUCGUACGGACCACCCAGCCGCGCGCAGUCCCAGCUACAGGUACGUGACCUUCAGUACCAGAUGAAGGGUCUCCACAUCAAGAUAUCCUCGCUCAAGGUGCGGACCCAGGAGGAUAAUCUCCGCCGGCGGAGCUUGCAAAGCCUGCGCACGCCUAGUCCUUUGACUGCUGCGGACCCUUGGUACCAGAAUGGCUUGGAGGUCCGCGACGGUCGAAGCAGCCGCGGGUCGAGCGCUCGACGGGACGGGAGCUCAGAAUAUGCACGCGAGACCCAGUCCCGGCAGUACUACACCGAAACUGCUCCCAAGCAUCAAACCGGGCCUUUUAACCCUGAGCAAAGUGAUGAUAGCCCUAUGGAGCAAAGUCCCAAUCUUGCGCAGGGUACGGACAGGACUUGGCAGGGUCACGGGCAUGGCGGCUAUAACGGCCGCCAGUCUGCCUCGGUGAGCUUGUAUGAAGACGCUGAGGAGGGCGACUACUUUGACGAUGGCGACAUCGACCGGGAAGCGCUGGACGAAAUCCUGCGUGAGCCGCUCGACGCAGACCUAGCCACACCCCACGAGGAGCGCGAGGACGCCUUCGACUACGAGCAUUUCAUUCUCCACAGCGCUCUGGGCAACUUCUCGCAGCAGAUGCGCCGUAGAAGCGUCAGCUCUCGGGGUUCUGCUGAGACGACGCGACCUACCCAACCGGUGCGACACUCUCGAGCUAACAGCGCUGUGUCUGUCUCGAGCGAUGCCACAUUUGCUACGGCCACCGAAGGCGAGCCGAUGCCCGAUGACGCGGACGACAUCCUGUACUGGGACCGGCGGUUCAACCAUGAACUACGCCACCGCCAUCACAGCCAACAUGCCGGCCCUGCCACCGGGACUGACCGCUCUGAAACGCCCCGUGGCGCGCGCGACGAUGGCAAUGCCACCCCAGUCGGAUUCCAGGAAUCUCCAUCACGGAAUAUGGACAUGACAGGCCGGUCCUCGACCGCCGGCUCUGCGACUCCGACAUCUCUUGUUUCCUCGCUUGUUUCGACCGUUCGCGCGGCUUCGAGCCCGCACCCUGGCUCCGCGACUCCCACCUCCGGCGGUAUCAACCACGACGAUACCCAGAUGCUGGAGCAGCUCUUCCACAGCCUUGGCAAUGUCUGCAUGGAGCUCCAGGCCCUCACGACCUCGCCCGAUCCAGACGUGAAGGCCGCGCGUGUGCUGCGGCGACGACUGGAUGCGGCGCGGAGAGUGCUCGAUGGCGAGCUUGAUGCUUAA